AUGAGACUGUUCACUACAUUUCGCACGGUCAGGUUGCGGGUGCUAUGCAUACAACUUGCCAUAUUAAUCUAUCUGUCACUGAUUGCCUUUGCUGUUUUCAACUACUGCAACCACUGUGCUGUGACUCUGCCCAGCAGCUUAGUGGACAAGAGUAAGAUGGGCACUGCAGCCCAGAAUUUAUGUGAGCUGAACUUCCAGGAAUUGGGAGUUCAAGAUGUCAAUAAGUAUGAUGAACCAACAGAAGAGGAGAUCAUUGCAGCAAACCCUCAGGUACAUAAAGGUGGGGCUUGGGCUCCUUCAGACUGUCAGUCCUGGCAAAAAGUUGCCAUCAUAGUGCCUUACCGGAACCGUCUACAGCCUUUGAGACUGUUGUUGCGGCGCCUGCACCCAAUGUUACAAAGACAGAAACUGGAUUAUAGGAUUUUUAUUGUUGAGCAGGCUGGUGAUGGUGAGUUCAACAGAGGAAAACUGUUCAACGUUGGUUACAUUGAAGCGGGCAAAUUUGCAGAUUUUAACUGUUUUGUCUUCCAUGAUGUUGACCUGCUGCCCGAAGAUGACCGGAACUUGUACAUGUGUGACAAUCAUGGUCGGCACCUGGAGACAGCCACAGAUGAUGUGCGAUAUCACUUAAAAUAUUACAACUAUGCAGGCGGAGUCAUAGCUAUCAACUCCAGAAACUUCUUUCGCAUUAAUGGAUUUCCAAAUUUGUACUGGGGCUGGGGCAAUGAGGAUGACGACUUUUCUGCUAGGAUAACAGAGUCUGGAUUACUGCUGACUCGGCCUCCAGAACUUAUUGGCAGAUACCAGAUGGUUCCACAUAGGAAAAACACCAGGUCCUCAUCCGGAAAUGGCAUGUUCUUUGGCUGGCAGAGGCGCUGGCCCACAGAUGGAUUGAAGGAUCCAGUGGGCAUGAACUAUUCUGUAAUACGUAUAGACGAGACACCCUUGUAUACUAGAAUUCUGGUGGACAUUGGCAGUCCUCCUGCAGACAUGAGUGUCUACACACAACGUCAUGAACAGGAUAUUUCCUUGUGGUGGUUUUUAACUUUUUACUACCCAUAG
Molecule: messenger RNA, 1062 nt
Organism: Candidula unifasciata
Lineage: Eukaryota; Metazoa; Mollusca; Gastropoda; Stylommatophora; Geomitridae
Source: the annotation of a GenBank genome assembly